AUGACCAUAAACAUUCUCAGUCUGCAUCGGGAAGUUUCCAGAGCAUCGUUUUCAAUUCUUUUUUCCGAAGAACUUGGGACACUGAAGAGAGACGAAUUUAUCCGGCCCUCCCCAAUAAUUUCAUCUCGAUCCGCAUCCAAGUGCUUCAAGCAGGAUUUCAGCAUAGAAGCCAUUACAAUCCGUGGCAGCCACCUCGUUCGUGUACACCUUGACACCGAGGACUACACUGAGGGAGAGGAAAUGGUUGAGGAUGAAGAGCACACUGAAGGAGAGGAAAUGGCUGAGGAUGAAGAGUACACUGAAGGAGAGGAAAUGACUGCGGACGAGGAUUUCACUGAAGAAUAA
Messenger RNA from Caenorhabditis remanei, 345 nucleotides. RefSeq lists its product as uncharacterized. Bases 1 to 345 code for a protein of 114 amino acids. The record is from RefSeq and is a predicted model, not a curated record. The transcript is spliced from 2 exons. NCBI's taxonomy places the organism in Eukaryota, Metazoa, Nematoda, Chromadorea, Rhabditida, Rhabditidae.